GCUUCAGCAUAAGACGGCGGUCGAUCGAGACCGUGCAGCCCGAGCCGCCGUUUGCCAUAGGACGUGGCUAGAUGUGUUCUGCGGCGACAUAAACAGCGGGAUGCGGACGGAGAGCCGGGGCGGCUCGGGGGUUCUGGAUGCUGCGGCUCUGAGGCAGCAGAGGAGGCUGAAACAGGCGAUCCAGUUUCUACAUAAAGACUCAGCUGAUCUGCUUCCUUUGGAUGGACUGAAGAAGCUCGGGACGUCUAAACAGGGGCAGCCACAUCAUAUUCUCCAGAAGCGCCUGCUGGAGGCCAAGUUGUCCCAAGGAAGGAUGAACAUGUGUGGAGUGACCCAAAACAGCGGAGGGGUCCUUCUGAGUUGUACUCAGUUCAGUUCACAUGGAGAUGAGGAAGACAAGGAGGAAGAUUUCAUCUAUGUGCCCUGCAAGUGUUUAGGACAGCAGGCGAACGUGCUGAUCGACACCGGCUGCAAACUGAACCUGAUGUCCUCACAGACUGUGGAGAGAUUUGGUUUAAAAGAACUGGUCGAGGAGAACAAAAUGGAGACGGAUGGCUUUCCAUUUCAGAGGAAGCUUUGUAUUGACGGACAUAUUAAAGAACUCAGCCUGACCAUUGGGGAACGCAGAAUAAUGUGCUCCUUUGCCAUAGUAGAAAGUAACAGACCUCUGAUGUCCCUGGGCAACAAGACAUUAAAGUCACUCAAGUGUGUAAUUGACACUGAAAAGCAGAUGUUGGUGUUUGGGACAAAUGUGAGGGAGCAAGUGCUGUUUUUAAAAAAGCCAACAAAUGAAAGCAGUUCUUAUGACUUCAGUGACCUGUGAUACUACCUGCUGUUCCCCCCCAACACUCUCUCAUACACACACACUGAACAAAAGCAAUAUAAUCAUUUAAUCUGUACAACUAGAUGCCUCAUUGGCGAACUUCAGAUUUCUCAUACGUCUGUUUGUUUGCUGCAUUCAUGAGUCAGAUAAUCUGCUCUGGCUUCACUUAUUUUGACAGCGUCAUGUAGCAAUAGAUACGUUGCAUUCUCGUAGCCUAGAGUAUGAUCACGUUUUAGCUGUUACGGCAGCAUUGUGCAGCAGCAGCGAGCAAAUUAUUAACAGAACUUGUAGUGCUGUAGACUUUCUGAUUCUGAUAGAAUUGUGAUUUAUAGAAAAUAAGUAUUGUUCUGCCAGAUAUUAUUGUAUUAUUGUUCUACAUUUGUAGCUGGAAAUCAACAAUGGGACAACGUUUGGAGGGUUUGUAUCACAUGUUGAGUGUAGCUGACAAGCUUAGCACAAAACAACUAUUUAUCUACUGUAUUUUAUAAUGUUGUAAAUGUAUUUUCUAGUCCGAGACAUGUAUUUGCAUUGAGGCCACUGCCUUUUAAUGUUUACAGAAAUGAUAGUGACUCUUGUGAUGUGUUU
Molecule: messenger RNA, 1408 nt
Organism: Larimichthys crocea (large yellow croaker)
Lineage: Eukaryota; Metazoa; Chordata; Actinopteri; Sciaenidae
Product: nuclear receptor-interacting protein 3
Exons: 8
Coding region: 101-823 (240 amino acids)
Biological process (GO): proteolysis
Molecular function (GO): aspartic-type endopeptidase activity
Source: RefSeq, a predicted model, not a curated record